AUGGCUUCGCCACCAGACUCUGCAUCUCUUGGUUCCUGUUCCCGCUCCAGUUCCGUCCGAAUCAACCGAAAGACAAGUUGCGCCACUUCGAAUCCCCCGUCGCCCGGAUCACAACACGAGUCGGCCACGUCUGAGGAUGUUUUCGAAGAUGUCGACCUUUCAUCUGGACUUGACGGUCUGCACAUUGACGGUGUCGAAGUCUGGGACACUUUAAGCAACAUGGCUGCUUUUGGACUAGAGCCCAACAACAGCAACUCCUACGACUCCUACGACAAUCUUGUCCCGUUCCCCCAGAUCUCAUUAGAUGAUAGCGACGACGCUCUUGAGCUUUCGGACUCGGACAUGUCGCCCAAGCAAGGGCCCUUUCACAAAUGGAUGAGAAACCUGCAUCGACGCGCCAAACAGCGGCCCCGGCCCAUGAACGCAGACGGCACUCUGCCCUGGAAACUUCUUGAUUCCGCUGAUAGGUCAGCUCUUUCUCGGAGGACUCGCCACAGGAGAUCAUCAUCGGGCUCAUCGUUUGGCUUCGUCGCGGCGGUGAAAAGUGCUAGUGUCAGUCUUGCUAGCGGCAGUGCUAUAAACCGUCCUCGAGGCAACAGCCGUCACUCUCUAGCACCCUCCAGGACCGAACGCAGCAGCAGAGCUUCUUUUACAGCAGCAAGAUUCUCGGAAGACAGCUGCCACGUCGAAUGGCCGGCAGAGGUUGAUCCGUUAGCGACCGAGCGAGCCUUACAGCGCCGCCGUAUUUUGGAGGAGCUCAUCAGCACGGAGGAAAGCUACAUUGGAGACGUUCGUUUUCUGAUGAAUGUUUACAUUACGAUUCUUGCUUCUUUGCCUACUCUACCAAUGGGACUUAGGUCCUCCAUUAACCGCAAUCUCACUGACAUCGUCGAACUUCACGAAGAGCUGUUGGGCGAGCUGCAUCGAGUUGUGCCGGAUUCGGAGUACACCCAAAUCGAAAUCCCACCAUCACCAAGCAGACCAACCGGUCGAAGGCAUCAACGACUGAGGAGUCUCGACUCGGUGCCAGAAGACGACGGCAGAGCCAUAAGCUGGUUGCAGGAAGUACCCGGAAUGGUUUCGGAGGCUCAGAUCGCCGGCGAUGUGGCCAAGGUUUUCAGCAGGAAGAUGAACCGUUUCUUCAUUUACGAGGAAUAUGGGGCAAAGUACGAGAUGAUGAUUAAGGAUGUGGCUUCGGCUCAUCGAACCAUGCCGCAGUGGGAUACAUAUCAAAGAGGCAUUGAAGCACUGGCCUCAUCGUUGGGUCCCGCCAGUACACAUGCCGACCUGUCAAAGAAGUCGUUGACGAUCGGGGAUCUCCUUGUCAAGGUGAGCAGUAUUUCACUGCCAUUACCAACCAAGGUGCUUACGAGUCCUCAGCCAAUCCAGCGCAUCUGCAAAUACCCGCUCCUAUUUGCCGAAUUAUUGAAAUACACGCCUGUCAUGGACUGCCCAAACUCCCACAUGGAAGUUGAGAGCGCACUGCUUCGAUUGCGAGAGGCAACAGCUGAAAUCAACCGAGCAACGAACGACAGGCGGAUGAAGUCCACGCUGGAGAAGACAUGGAUUCUUCAGGACCGUCUGGUUUUUCCUGAGCAACUUGAUGCAGCUUCCAAGAACCGGAUCAGGUCGUUCGGCCAUGUCGACCUUUGUGGUGCGCUGCAUGUUUGCUGGCAGACCAAGGAGGGUGCCAAAGGGCAGUACAUGAUUUGUCUUCUCUACCACAACGUCCUGUGUUUGGCCUCAGCAAGCAAGGUCGACCAGAUUUACACUAUCCAAGCAUGUAUCAACAUGGGCGGCAUCAAGAUUGAAGAAACCGACAACGGCCGAGGACUUCAGUGCCACACGGCUCCGUUUUCGUGGAAGCUUGUGUUCGAAUGCGACUCUCAACUUUACGAACUCUUGAUGACAGCCUGCUCGCCCAGAGAGCAGGAGGAAUGGCGAAGCCGGUUAACGAAUGCCGCCAAGGGAGAACAGGAGCAAGUCGACCCUAGUCUGUACAGUUCAAUGUUUUUGAGCAUGAAGAGCCUCGGGACGAUGUUUAGAAAACCAGGCACUGUUGCUCGUCGGAUUUCGAUUCAUCGCGCCACGACAGUCGGCCCAAAGUCCCCUUUAUGCCAAGUCAUACUGAAAAACACGAGCGUUAUGCGCGACAAUUCGGAUGCUGCCUCCAAUUCAUCCAUCAACCGGUCGCAGUCGUUGCUUACGACAAACCCCCGAAUCCCGAUUAUCGCUCCGCCUCGAGGUGAAAGAGCUCGGCUAGAGGCUCUCAUGUCCGAUAUCUGGAGUCGAGACAUACUCCCGUUCCCUGGCAUGACUGGAAGGUCCCGCAGCGAGCACCUUGUUCGAAGCUCAGCGAGCACUAUGAUGCGAAAACUCAGUGUUGCGAGCAUCGCCAGUUCUUUUGCAAAACGAUCCAACAGCGUGGCCAGUCUUGGAAAACUCGUGGCCGAAGAUGAUACGGGUGACAAAGGAAGUACUCUUCAAGGACAUCCUUCCAAGCUCUGCAGAGCCGAGAGUUCCAACACGGAGCACGGCCCUGACGACGAGGUCGAAAACACAAAAGGUGCUCGAUUACCCAAAAUUGACGACGAUGUCGAGGUUACAAGCACGGUUAGCGCUCCGGCAACCCCGAUGUUGCUUCCGUCCGCGAUUUUUGUACACGCAGAUCCCGUCGAGCAGCUUUGGUCUGGACAUGACGGCCGAGCAUUCAGCAACGUGUUGCCAUCGAGACCGACGGUGCUGCGCACCGCGUCAGGGAAUAAUCUGCCUCGAAUUCGUCGAGACCCUAUCACACCGAAAAUGUCGCCUUGCCCAUCCGAGAGGGACGAAAAAGACCUCCAGAUUAAUGCAGCGAAAGCGCCUCGCCUUUCCCACAAGCCGUCGAUGCGCUGGGGCAGGGUUGGUACACUGAACAGAGACGACUUGGUGCAGGGCAUCCGAAGUUUCUUUCGAUGA
Messenger RNA from Colletotrichum higginsianum IMI 349063, 2958 nucleotides. RefSeq names its product RhoGEF domain-containing protein. The record is from RefSeq and is a predicted model, not a curated record. Lineage: Eukaryota; Fungi; Ascomycota; Sordariomycetes; Glomerellales; Glomerellaceae. Gene Ontology annotation, cellular component: cytoplasm. The coding region runs from base 1 to 2958 and encodes 985 amino acids. Gene Ontology annotation, molecular function: guanyl-nucleotide exchange factor activity. The transcript is spliced from 6 exons. Gene Ontology annotation, biological process: regulation of GTPase activity.